GCGCGCCGUAUGCGCAUGCGCAGCUUCUGUCACGGCUUAACCAAUCAAAACAAUUAGAAAAAAAAAACACUGGUGUGUACAUCAGCGUAAAAACUAUCAGCGGAUUACAGUGAAUUUAACUCGGAUCCGUGAAAAUUGUGUUACCGCUUACACUGGCGACAGGUAAUCGUGCCGUUAACGAAAUUCGUUUAACGUUUCUAUUAACUGUUUUAUGGCCUGUACAGUGCUUCUAUUGUUGUGUGCACUCCCACUAAUCUCCUAUUCACCUGUGCCACUGCGGUUUGACUGUGAAAUGUGACAAAAAAUUGCAAUGAACGCCUAUUGUGGAUGCGGUACCGCAGUGUGUUGAGUCUGGACUACCUGAGCGACGGAGGGUUGAGCCCGCGCAUGAUCGAUAGCUCAGUGACGACUUAUGGUAAAAGAUGUCUGAGAACGGUGGAACAGCAGUAUCAAGAUCCUCCACACCUCAUCCAGUGACCGAAGCACAAGCCAAUGCUCCCCUGCGGUCGAGACAUGAUCAGUUUCUCGCUAGUACCACUGAACGCACGCAGCAAAGGCAAUCUUCCAGCGGCAGAAAUCCAAGUGUCAGCUUCGAGUCUCCACCACUGCCUUACCAUAGGCAGAUAGCUACCGGGUCCUUACUAACGUCAUCCCAUCGAGAAUCAUCAGCUUUUGUACCGGUGGUACCAACAAGAUCGAUGCAUCCUGUCAUGUAUCCUAGCGAGAUGCAUCCAGCAUUGAUACCGUCUGAAAUAAUAGAGAGAGAACGUAUGCUAGAUAGAGAAAGAAACGAACCAGCGAAAGGCUCACCGGAUAGAGCUCCAGCAAGCUUUCCCAAAAGAAGCUCGUUCGAUUUAAUGGCUAUGAUGGUUGAAAAAAGAAAAGAGGUGGCACUACGAGAAGCUGCAGCGGCAAUGCUACUCCCUCAUCACAGAGCAUCGUCAAUGGACGGUAUGAUGUCUGAUGGGUCUCCGCAACCUCCGAUUUACGGGCCUCCCGGUGCGUUCCUUGGAGCGCCGGGUCCUUCUCCGACAGCUGCUGGAAACUUUACAUUUCCUGGAGCGGGUCUAUUCCCACCUAAUGCCGGGCCGCACCAGAUCCAUCCGUUAGACCGUAGGUUGCUGAGAGCGCCUGGCCGAGCUUCGCGGCCGAAGAAACAAUUCAUUUGUAAAUUUUGCAACCGACAAUUUACGAAAUCCUACAACCUACUCAUCCACGAGAGAACCCAUACAGACGAGCGGCCGUAUUCCUGUGAUAUCUGCGGAAAGGCAUUCAGAAGACAAGACCACUUACGAGACCAUCGGUACAUACACUCCAAAGAGAAGCCUUUCAAAUGCACAGAAUGUGGCAAAGGUUUUUGCCAGUCGAGGACGUUGGCCGUUCACAAAAUUCUACACAUGGAAGAGUCACCACACAAAUGUCCAGUUUGCAGCAGAAGCUUCAACCAACGAUCCAAUUUGAAGACACAUCUAUUAACACACACAGACCAUAAACCUUAUGAAUGCAAUUCAUGUGGGAAAGUGUUCAGACGUAACUGUGAUCUUCGGAGACAUGCACUUACUCAUGCAGUCGGUGACGUACCACCGGGAGAUGUGCUAGACGUAGGCGAAGAAGACAUCGGAAGACCAGGAUCUCCCAUUGAACCGGGCUAUGAUGAUGAAGAUGCCGAAAUUUCAUCACCUGAACACUCCCCAGUGCGGAGAGCAAGAUCUUCAUCAGUGGAAAGCAUUGGACAAGAACCACAAAGUGAGGAAAAACCACGACGGCAAUCGCCAACACCUGUAGAACGCACCCAUUGUCAUCACAAUGAGCAAAGGGACAGAGCAAGCCCAUACACAAUGCGUCCACAACACACAGACAAACAUCGAGCUUACUCAUCAGAUGAAUACGAAAAACGUCGAUACACUACUGAGGAAAUAAUGGAAAAAGAAAUGCGCUACACAGAGAUUCCUGAACAACAAGUACGGCAUCCACAAUUACAAAUCAGACGAGAUUUACACCAGAUUCCUCCUCCAGAUCCGUCCAAAAUGACUCAAAUUACAAGUCCGUCCAUUGAUCCGGGACCUUCUAAUAUGUACUUGCCUCCAUUUAGAAAGAGAAGUCACCCACCAGAUAUCGGAGAUAAUCCAAGGUCAUGUGCUGCAGUUUACAGAAGCAGAUCACCGGAGCCAACCAAUCUCACAAUGCCUCGGCCUCCAAUAGGAAAUGGGGAAAUGGUAGUCGGUAUAGCUCCUACACUUAUGGGAAUGCCGGCAUAUCAUAAAUUUGGAUUACCGAUGCCACCUCCUCACCCGCAAAUCGCAUACGGUCCAGUGCCUCACCCUGUUUUGGCACCACAACAAACUGUCGCUCAAGACUUGAUUGUUAAGCAUGCGCCGCCGAAGGACACAAUACCUUCAACGUCCACUAUAGUUACGAACUGCAAAGAUGCAGGUACAAGCAUGAAGGAUGCAGAGGAAUCAAGUUCGUCUUACAUAGCGAGUGGCAUUAAAAAUAUCAUUGGUAUUCAACCGCCGGCCAAUCCCAAGCCGGGGACAAGCGGAUCCAGUGGACCGAAAAAAGGUUUCAGUAUAGAAGAUAUCAUGAGACGUUAAUUUAAUGUAACUAAAGUAAUUGCAUUUCAAAUAAGAAGCUAAAUUUAUACGUAGUUCUACUUUUGUGAAAAGUAUUAUUAGAUAAAUUCCUUAUGUUAAUUGCAUGCGUAGGUUUUUGAUGUAUGUAUGUUUUUUUUUUACGUAUUCAACGUGGAUUUGGUUUUCGUGAAGAUCUCAUAUGAUUUGUUUGUGCAGUGUUUUGUUUACUUCAAAAUUUUAAGAAAUUAUAUUAUUAUGAUAAACACUCAUUAUGAAAUAGUGUUUCAAACACAUAUUUUUUGUUUGUUCGAAUUGAAAAAUACGUUUCGUGUUAUGUAUGUAAUUUUUCAGCGAUUUUGUAUCUGGUUAUUAAUAAAAAUAUUAAGUUAUAUUUUUGCUAACGAUA
Molecule: messenger RNA, 2979 nt
Organism: Bombyx mandarina (wild silkworm)
Lineage: Eukaryota; Metazoa; Arthropoda; Insecta; Lepidoptera; Bombycidae
Gene: bowl
Product: brother of odd with entrails limited
Biological process (GO): embryo development; embryonic hindgut morphogenesis; embryonic pattern specification
Cellular component (GO): nucleus
Molecular function (GO): RNA polymerase II transcription regulatory region sequence-specific DNA binding; DNA-binding transcription factor activity, RNA polymerase II-specific
Source: RefSeq, a predicted model, not a curated record